CUCGAGGUUGUUUCCGCCAAAGAAGAAGCUACAGUCGUUGUCGCUCCUCACCCUGGCAAACGAACUGUACCAUCAGAUCGAACUGGCUCAUCCUCGUCAUCGCUUGCCUGCUCGAAUUCGACCAACUCGACUGCGGGAGAAAAUGAGUUGCCCAAUCGGGCAACUGCUUCUAGUCCCGAAAUCAUACCAGACAGCGUUUCCGGUCACAAUGCUGAAACACUUAUUGUCGAAGGCACCCCUGCAGCCGAUCGGCCGGGAAAUGGUAGAGGCUGUAAGGAGCUGCAGGCCAACCACAGGCAGCAGGAAGUGUCGGUAGAAACCUCUUCUUCUGGCAAACACUCAGCCACUCCUGCCACCGUCCCUCAUGCCUCCACGUCUUGGUCUGCUUCUGCUCCCGUUUCUGCCACUGCCUCCAUUUUCAGUCCUGCCUCAUACUCUGUCCCUCUUCCAACAGUUACUCCCUCUCCUCACUUUGCCCAUCUUCCUCGUUCCACACAUUUGCCCCUUCCUCCUCCUCCCCAUUCUGUUGGCCCUACACAUGGUCAACAGGAUGAUACCAAUUCCACUUCUAACACUCCACACAACCAUGUGGACUACGUUACCGAGGAAGAGGGAGAAGAGGCAGUGCUUCGUCUGCCGAUAGAAAAACUCUGGGAUCACAUCUUCCACCAGAAGGUCGUCCCCUCUAUUGUGGAUGAGCUCGAAAGUCAACAAGCACCACCUCCUCAGCCCCCUUCCCUCCCCGUGUCUGGACGUUCGGAGAGGAUGGGCAAGCCAUGGCGAACAGGUUCGUCCGGCAAGGAUCGUCUGCCUCUGCGGCAGGACCAACCGUCGGUCUGGCAAAGCCAAUUCCAGGAGCUCUCAUCGCCGGCACCAUCAACGUUCGUCUCCCUUGCGGCUGUCGUCAGCACCGUCGAAUUGGCUUUGGCCAAUCACAGCGCCAAACGUGAUGGAGUCGAGGGAGGAGGCAAAAAUGUCACCGUGCCCAGAGAAUUUUCUGACGGGUAUGGCUCCUUCGGCCAUGGCCGAUACUUCCGACUUGUCGACUUCUUCUCAGAGCCCUCCAUUCUUUGGGUCGUUUUUGCUCUCGCCUGCCUGGUCUCCGCCAUAGUGUUCGCCUCGAUAACCAUCUUCCUGCUGGUACGGCACAUGGCUUCCAUCCGCCAGGCCGGUCGGACUUCCGGAGGCGCGGAUAAUAGCAGUCUAGUAGGGUCUGAAGAGGCUAGGGCCUCACUGUGA
Molecule: messenger RNA, 1239 nt
Organism: Protopolystoma xenopodis
Lineage: Eukaryota; Metazoa; Platyhelminthes; Monogenea; Polystomatidea; Polystomatidae
Source: the annotation of a GenBank genome assembly